Messenger RNA from Camelus dromedarius (Arabian camel), 1158 nucleotides. RefSeq names its product methyltransferase 21C, AARS1 lysine (gene METTL21C). Gene Ontology annotation, biological process: peptidyl-lysine methylation. The transcript has 4 exons. The coding region runs from base 1 to 792 and encodes 263 amino acids. NCBI's taxonomy places the organism in Eukaryota, Metazoa, Chordata, Mammalia, Artiodactyla, Camelidae. Gene Ontology annotation, molecular function: protein-lysine N-methyltransferase activity. Gene Ontology annotation, cellular component: cytoplasm; cytosol. The record is from RefSeq and is a predicted model, not a curated record.
AUGGACGUGUGUCUGCGCUCCGAGCAGCAGCCCGCGCACCUGCAGGAGGGACCAAGCCCCCCAGACAGCCAGAUAGAGGUGGACGAGGAGGCUCUGCACACAGAUGGCAGCAGCGGACCCCCCGGAGAUUCUAACAAGAUAGAACCAUCACUUCAAAGCCUCCUGAAAUUUGUUCCUGCAAAUUAUGCCAGCUACACUCAGGAGUACUACCUGUUUGCAGGCAAGAAGAUCGUCAUUCAGGAGUCGAUAGAGAGUUACGGAGCAGUGGUGUGGCCAGGGGCCACGGCUUUGUGCCAGUAUUUGGAGGAACAUACAGAGGAACUGAAUCUCCAAGAUGCUAAAAUACUUGAAAUUGGUGCUGGGCCAGGCCUUGUCUCCAUCGUGGCCAGUAUUCUAGGAGCUCAAGUCACAGCAACAGAUAUGCCUGACGUGCUCGGGAACCUGCAAUACAACCUUUUAAAGAACACGCUGGGACGAACAGCACACCUGCCUGAAGUGAAGGAGCUGGUCUGGGGAGAGAGCCUGGAACAAAACUUCCCCAAGUCGACUUUCUAUUACGACUAUGUGCUGGCCUCCGACGUGGUCUACCACCACUACUUCCUGGACAAGCUGCUGGCCACCAUGGUGUACCUCUGCCAGCCGGGGACCGUGCUGCUCUGGGCAAACAAGUUCAGGUUCAGCACCGACUAUGAGUUUUUGGAUAAAUUCAAGCAAGUUUUUGAUACAACACUCUUGGCUGAAUUUCCAGAGUCAUCCAUCAAACUUUUUAAAGGAAUGCUAAAAUGGGACUAAACAAAAUGCCUUUCGAAACAAGAGAGUGUCCUUUUGAACAGUGUUAGACAUCGCAUUUCAAGAAAAGAUUUCUUUUCUAAAAACGCGAAGGUAGUGCGUAGAAACAACUUGCAUACCUAGAAUAAACAUCACACUACAGUGACUUUCUAAAAUAAUCUAUUCAGGAUUAUCUGACUAACCUAAACAUACACAAAGAAUAACGUGAAAAACGUAAAAGUAGCUUUGUUGGCUUCCAAGAGUCUCAGCUACGCGUUUAAUAAAUUUUACAUGACUAAGUUAACAAACACAUGGGUUUCCCCUCAUUUCUGCUGGUUUUAAACUUGUUGAUAUAUUUCUGUCACAUGCUUUUUGAAACUGAGCUUGAGA